AAUCUCGAAAGCAAAAGUCGAUUCUCUCGGAAUGCUUUCAUCUUUUUUCGCCAAGUAAAAGAAGCUUCAUUUCUAAUCCACUAGAAAUGAAUAAUUAAUAAUCUAUCCGAUCGUUUUUUUCUUUUAUAUACAAAUUAUUAUCAAUAAACAAAGAAACAAACAACAAAACGUUUCAACUUAUCGAAGGAAUUCAUCUUAUCGAAGCCGAUCUCUCGAAAUACCGGCGGGUGCUUAGCGUUUCGUCGUCACCACCUCCUUCCCCUCCAGCAACGUAUCUCCCAGCGUAUAUUCAUACUUAUACGCAUAUUACAUACUUUUUUCAACUUGAUAACUAAAUUUAAAUACCUAUUUUCUCUCUCUCUUUCUUUUUCUCUCUUUCUGUGCUCUUACAUAUUCUUUAUUGGACACAAUGCCAGACAACACAAGUUCUGAAAAGGAAAAGCAUAUGAAGCAGUUAAAGAGGAAAAUGGAAUGUUGGCGUGAAGUUGUUCUCCCAUUAAACUCAAUUUUGUUGUGGGAAAGACCAUGGUAUCCCGCAUUGAUUCUUGGUCUUACUACAACUGUAUUUUGUAUGAUUUGGAUAUUGGAUCCAGCAUUACUCACAUUAAUAUCACUUUCCUUGCUGGUCCUGGCUCUUGUUGAUUACUUUGUUCCAACUAUUAUUUCUAUUUUUUGUACGGCCGAUAGUUGGACAGGACAAAAAGAAAAGAAAUUAAAUGAAAUUUGUCAUAAUCUAUCUGAGGCAAUACUUCAGUUGCAAAGUUUAUGGACAUCCGUGGUUACUAUGCGCAAUAGCCGCCCUAACUUUUACUAUGGAACGAUUAUGAUCUUUUUGGUGCUUUUUGCAUGGCUUGGAAAUACAAUCAAUAAUCUUCUUUUAUCUUAUAUAGCAGUUAAUGCUAUUCUACUUACACCGGGAUUCAAAUACAAGGGAAGAGCGCGAUCCGCUGUGAAAUAUAUUCACAAUUAUUUAACUCAAGAAAAAUUGUCAUAAAACAUUGGUCUCCGUGUAUGUAUUAUUUAUUUUUCAUUCAUUUAACACGCCUCGUUUUGAUGCAAUUAAAUUAGUGUUAUUUAUGAUGUAUAUGCUAUAUAAUGCUACAUUUCAAUGAUUCGUAUACAUUUAAUAAUGUAUUACUUUUUAAAGGA
Messenger RNA from Polistes canadensis, 1149 nucleotides. It is a transcript of the gene Arl6IP1, whose product is annotated as ADP-ribosylation factor-like protein 6-interacting protein 1. The transcript is spliced from 6 exons. Bases 410 to 994 code for a protein of 194 amino acids. The record is from RefSeq and is a predicted model, not a curated record. NCBI's taxonomy places the organism in Eukaryota, Metazoa, Arthropoda, Insecta, Hymenoptera, Vespidae.